UAAGCUACGAUCCGUUUUGUGCGCACGUUGCCAUCGAAUUUGCUCGUCGAGAAAUCGCAUAUAAAACACUUUAAAUCAGCAAACAUGUUCAAAUACGUUGUCAUUGUCGCUCUGGCUUUGGUCGGUAGCGCCGUAGCUGCGCCAGGAUACUUGAGUGGUGCGCAUGGUGGCGCUCUUUUGGAUGGCCUCCAUUCCGCUCCAGCCAUUUCAUAUGGCCAUGCUGCACUUGCUGCUCCAUCAAUUUCCUAUGCCGCUCCGACCAUUACCAAGAUCGCUGCUGCUCCGGCCAUCUCAUUAGCUCCAGCCAUUUCGCAUGCACCAGCCAUCUCGUAUGCCGCUCCAGCAAUAACAAAAAUAGCAUCUGCACCCCUUAUCUCGACCGCCUCGAUUGCUGCUCCAUCCUUGGGUUAUGGUUUAGGUCAUGGUAUUGGCUUGGGUAGUGGUAUUGGUUUGGGUCAUGGUAUUGGCUUGGGCCAUGGUAUUGGCUUGGGUCAUGGUGUUGGCUUGGGUCAUGGUAUUGGUUUGGGUCAUGGCUGGUAAAUCUGCGCUGUUAACGAAUGGAAGAAAGGCGAGAGGAACUGGAUUUCCUAUGUUACUGCAAAGGGUCGUUUUGUAAAUGUAAAUAUGUUAUAUAUGUAGAUCGUUGUAAUUUUCUUCUUUUCUUAUUUCUGUGCUGAGAGACGCAUUGAAAUCGUUUGUGUAUAAAUUUCUGCCGCUGAAAAUAAA
Molecule: messenger RNA, 726 nt
Organism: Bactrocera latifrons
Lineage: Eukaryota; Metazoa; Arthropoda; Insecta; Diptera; Tephritidae
Product: cuticle protein 16.5
Exons: 2
Coding region: 85-540 (151 amino acids)
Source: RefSeq, a predicted model, not a curated record